Messenger RNA from Aspergillus caelatus, 1694 nucleotides. RefSeq names its product phosphatidate phosphatase App1 family protein. The record is from RefSeq and is a predicted model, not a curated record. The transcript has a single exon. Bases 317 to 1549 code for a protein of 410 amino acids. Gene Ontology annotation, molecular function: phosphatidate phosphatase activity. Gene Ontology annotation, cellular component: actin cortical patch. Lineage: Eukaryota; Fungi; Ascomycota; Eurotiomycetes; Eurotiales; Aspergillaceae.
GACUCAAAUUAAUUUGCUGUCAAACCAACGGGGAAGGGUCACUGCCCCGUGGCUCAGAACCAAUACGAUGAGGUCUAUGCGAAGAUCAGGAGGACUAUCAGCCUUACACAUAAUGUGCUGGGUGAUAUAAGAAUAGACAGUGGAAAACUACCACAAUUGACUCCGGGCUUAUCUUGUGAACUAAUAGUCUCUGUUUCGGUUUUUUUCAGUACAGAUCACUUUGGAGCCACUUAAAUCAUAAACUAUCAUCGCUCGGUUGAACGCUAUACCUCUUCCUUUACUUUAACGCCAAAAGAUCUUUUUAAACGACCUCAGGAUGGCUUCAACAAAAGCUCAAACAAAGCAUCCCCCCGUUAUCCAGAAGCUCGAACGCUUAGGAGACCGCUCGUGGAGGAGAGAUUCGCUGCUAUACUCCCUGACCUCCUUCCUAUGGAAGCAGCCUUCGCUGCAAGCAGUAGAUAUCCGGCAGCAUACCGUGUGGUUGUUCGAUAAUACCGCUUAUCUACGCGCGACCCCCGUUGCUAAGGGGCAGAAGGAAUCGUGGCACGCAGAAGUCGUGGCUUGCGUUUUUCGAAGGGACAGCCGGAAGGAUAUGAGUAAGAUCGUUGCCAUGAUUGCGGAUCUCAUUGGCCUCGACGGAGAAAUAGGCACUGAAAGGGAGACACGUCAUCAAAUAGCGCGACGGUUACAACCUUUCCUAUAUCACGUUAUGCCUGCACAUUUGAUGAUGCUCGAGAUUCCUCAACCGAAUAGCACUACACUCAUCCAGCAACUUGGUCCCACAAACAGCAAUGGCAUCAGCAGUCAGGUGGUGAAUAUGGGAGGCCGUCGCAUUGCAGAUGGAAGUAUGGUGCGCUCGUAUCUCCGUGGCUCGAGAGGCAAUGUCGCAAUGCGAACCUACUUCGCUGGUCCGAAAGGUUGGCUCGUGAUAUCGGACAUCGACGAUACGAUCAAGUAUACCAAAACCUCCGAGUCGACUGGAAUUCUUCGAACAACCUUUGUCGAAGAGCCAAGGCCUAUUGCUGGAAUGCCCGAGCUGUAUUCUCACAUGCACAGAGAACUUGCGCCAGCAUGGUUCUAUGUAUCUGCUUCGCCGUACAACCUGUAUCCGUUCUUGCGAACGUUUAUUCAUACGCAUUUCAAUCCUGGGACCCUGAUUCUCAGAGAUUCCUCAUGGCUGGAUGUCAGUGAACUGGUCAAGUCAUUCACAGUAAAUACCAUGGAAUACAAGGUAAAACAAAUCGAGAAAAUUCGACGCCAGUUCCCUCAGCGAGAAGUCAUUUGUAUCGGCGACUCAACACAAAAAGAUCCGGAAGCAUACGCGGAAAUUUAUAAGAGGCACCCGCACUGGAUCCGCGCUAUUUGGAUCAGGAAAGUCACUGAUGUCCCACAUCUAGAAGAUCAAAAUUCUCCAGAGAGGUUCGAGGCAGCUUUUCAGGAUGUUCCCGACCGAGUAUGGAAGGUAUUUGAACAACCUGAAACAGUGUUCGACUUCGUGGGUAAUUUGAACGUUGACACUACCACGCCUUCCUCUCACGAGACGCGUUAACUGCAAGGAUAUAUUAACAAUAACAGGUUUAUCCUGCAUGGUGUGUUGCAACCUUCCGGCGACGUAUAAAAAAGGUUGGUUGCUGAUAUAAGCGGAAGGAGACCCUCGUUACGUCAACAUGAGAUUAUCUGCAGCGAUUUCCCCA